AUGGACUCUGCCUACGAGAUGGGCCACGUUCGCAAGCUGCAGGCGCAGCACACGCGGAUGCAGGAAAAGACCUUCACCAACUGGAUCAACAACAUCUUCCAGCACAGCCGGGUGGGCAUCAAGAUCCACAACUUGUACGCAGAGCUGGCGGAUGGCAUCCACCUGCUGCGGCUGCUGGAGCUCAUCUCCGGAGAGCCCCUGCCACCCCCCAGCCGGGGCCGCAUGCGCGUGCACUUUCUGGAAAACAACAGCCGGGCCCUGGCCUUCCUCCGGACCAAGGUGACAAUACCCUUCAUUGGGCCAGAGAACAUCGUGGAUGGAGACCAGACGCUCAUCCUGGGACUGAUCUGGGUCAUCAUUCUACGUUUCCAGAUCUCUCACAUCUCCCUGGACAGGGAGGAGUUUGGGGCCAGUGCAGUCCUGCUGUCCACCAAGGAAGCUCUGCUGGUCUGGUGCCAGCGGAAGACAGCCAGUUAUGCCAACGUCAAUAUCACUGACUUCUCCCGCAGCUGGAGCGACGGGCUUGGCUUUGGGGCGCUCAUCCACGCCCACAGGCCAGACCUGCUGGACUACCACUCUCUGCACCCCGACCGGCCUCUGCACAACCUCUGCCUUGCUUUCCGAGUGGCUGAGCAGGAACUGGGCAUUGCUCAGCUGCUGGACCCCGAAGACAUGGCGGCCCCACAGCCCGAUGAGCGCUCCAUCAUGACCUACAUCUCCUUCUACUACCACCACUUCUCCCGCCUGCACCAGGGGCAGACUCUCCAGAGGAGACUCGCUAAGACCCUGCGGCAGCUCCAGGAGACAGAGGAGCUGCAGGCCCAGUACGAGCAGCUGGCGACCGACCUGCUGUGCUGGGUUGCAAAGACGCAGGCCCAGCUGGAGGCGAGGGAUUUCCCCGACGCCGUGCCAGCCAUGCGCCACCUACUGGCAGCCUUUGCCUCCUUCCGCGCUCAGGAGAAGCCACCCCGGCUGCACCAGCGAGGAGCCGCGGAGGCCCUACUCUUCCGGCUGCAGACUGCACUCCGGGCCCAGAACCGCAGGCCCUUCCUGCCUCGGGAGGGCCUGGGCCCUGUGGUGCUGUCCCAGCGCUGGGCAGACCUGGAGCGGGCAGAAGCCUUGCGGAGCCAGGCCCUGCAGCGGAGGCUAUUGCAGCUAGAGCGGCUGGAAACUCUGGCCCGGCGCUUCCAGCGCAAGGCAGCCCUCAGGGAGAACUUCCUGGCAAACACAGAGCAGGUGCUGGACCAGGCUGCAGCCCUGCCGGCCAGCCCAGUCACGGUGGAAGCAGCUGCCCAGAGGCUGGGCAUGCUGGAGGCAGGUGUCCUGCCCCAGGACGGGCGCUUCCAGGCCCUGGCUGAGAUAGCCGACAUCCUCCGGCAGGAGCAGUACCAUGACUGGGCCGGCGUGGCCCAGAGGCAGUUGGAGAUCACCCAGCGCUGGGAGCAGCUCCUUCAACGUCUCCAAGGGCAGAGGAAACAGGUGGCAGGCCUGCAGGCUGUGCUGAGCCUGUUGCAGGAGGUUGAGGUUGUCUCCAACCAGCUCAAGGAGCUGCAGGUGCUGGCCAGUUCCCCAGCCUGUGGGCAGCAGCUGGCAGAGGUGGCGGCACUGCUACAGGGGCAGGAGGUGCUGGAGGCCCAGGUCUCGGCCCACAGAGCCCAUGUGAACCGCCUUGCCCACCAGACUGUGGGGCUGGACUCCUCUCUGGGCGUCAGUGUGGAGGCGCUGCAGGCCAAGGCCCCAGAACUGCUGCAGUUCCACCAGAGCCUAGGGGCUCUUGUCAGGGCCCGGAGGGCCCAGCUGGAGCUGAGCCUGCAGAGGGCAGAAUUCCUGCACAGCUGUGAGGAGGAGGAAGUUUGGCUGAGGACGCGCAGAGAGCUGAUGGAGAACGUGGCCCUGGGCCAGAGUCUCAGUGAGAGCGCAGUGGCCCUGCGGAAACACAAGGUUCUGGAAGCUGAGUUACACAGCCACCAGGCUGUGUUAGCCCCUCUAAUGCGGACGGCCUACGACCUAGCGGCCCGCGGGCCCCCAAUACAGCCAGACCCCCGAGAGCAAGCCGAGGCGGUGCAGGGCGCGUGGCAGCAGCUCCGGGCCUGGGCAGCCGGUCGGGGAGUCCGGUUUCAUGCAGCCCUGCUCCUUCAGCAGUACUUGGCUGAUGCAGCGGAGGCGGCGGCGUGGCUGUGUGCGCAGCGGUCCGGGCUGGAGAGGGCACCCUGCGAGCAGGACCCGUUGGCGGCCCAAGCCCUGCUGCAGAGUCACCUGCGGCUGGAGAGCUCAGUCUGCGCCUUUGCUGAGGAGCUGGGUUGGCUGGACCAGCAGGCUCGGGCAGCCACCAGGGCAGCGCUCACCUUGAGGGUGCUGCCUGCCCUGAGCUCUCCAAGGGAAGGCCGGAGGAACCCAGGGGCCUGGUCUGAGGCUUCUUGCCACUCUGGCCCCUGGGGCACCUGGAAGAUGACCCCUUCAGCUGAGCCUGACCCCGACUUUGACCCUGACACCAUACUUCAGACACAGGCCCGCUUGAGCCAGGACUACGAGGCCCUACGGGCCCUGGCAGAGCUCCGGCAGGCCCAGCUGCAAGAGGCUGUGGCCUUGUUUGACUUCUCUGACCUGUGUGGGGAGCUCCAGUCCUGGCUAGAGAACCAGACUUUGCUGCUUCAAACAGUGCAGCCCCAGGCUGACAACUUGGAGGCCAUGCAGCUCAAAUAUGAGAACUUCCUUGCUGCCCUGGCUGUGGGGAAGGGCCACUGGGCAGAGAUAAGAAGCUCCGCUGAGCAGCUAAAGCAGAGAGGUCCUGGGGACGCCACCAAAAUCCAGCAGUGGCAGGAGGAACUGAAGAGGAGGUGGGGGCAGCUGGAGGCCCUGAAGAAAGAGAAGGAGCUGCAGCUGGCAUGCACAGUGGAUGUGUGCAGUUUCCUGCAGGAAUGCGGACCCACACAGGUCCAACUGCAAGAUUUGCUACUCCAGCUGGAAACCCUGGAGCCAGGGUGCUCAGGGCACAGCCCCCGUGUCCUGAAGCUGGCCCAGUGGAAGAUGCCAGCCCUGGAGAGGAGCAUCCACAACCUGGAAAGUGUGGCCAUGAAAGUCGAGAAGGCAGGCCCAGCCGCCAGCCGGUCCCUGAGAGAACAGGUGGAGGCGCUGCAGGGGCUGCUGAAGCAAGUGCGGGAGAGAGUGGCCCACCUCGCCCAGGUCCAGGCUGAGGCUCAGGCCCAGCAGAGCUUCCUGCAGGAAAGCCGGCGGCUGCUGCUGUGGACAGAGGGCGUCCAGGCUCAGCUGCACAGUGAGGAGGAGGCGGGGGAUGUGGCCUCAGCCCAACAGCUACUGGCGCAGCACGGAGACCUGCUGGAGGAGAUCCACCUGCAGCAGGAGAGGCUGCGGCAACUGGAGGCUCACGGCCAGCUCGUGGCAGCCUUGGACUCCCCAGAGUCCCGAGAGGUGACCAGCACUCUGAGUCUCCUUGGGCAGCAAGGCCAGGAGCUGAAGGCUGCCUGGGAGCAGAGAAAGCAGCGGCUGCAGGAGGAGCAGGAGCUGCAGAGAUUUAGCCGAGAAGUGGACGGUUUCACUGCCACCUGUGCCAGCCACGGGGCCUUCCUGCAGCUGACUCAGCUUGGGGAAGAUGUGGGGGAGGCCCAGCUCCUACUGCAGCGGCACCACGAGUUUGGGAAGCUCCUGGAUUCCCUGGGUCCUCGGAUGGAGGCUCUGCAGGCCCGUGGGCAGAAGCUGGCUCAAAGCCAACCCCCCACAGCUCUCAGAGUCAGAGAGCAGCUGCAGCGCACCCAGGCGCAGUGGACCGCGGUCCAGGGGAGGAGUGAACAGAGGCGGAGACAGCUGCUGGCUUCCCUCCAGCUCCAGGAAUGGAAGCAGGAUGUGGCAGCGCUGAUGCUGUGGCUGGAGGAGAAGGGGCUGGUGGUGGCAGAGCAGCCCCCCUACCAGCCCAGCCGCAUCCCGCCGAAGCUCAGGUGGCACGCAGCAGUGGAGAGGGAGCUGCUGGCAUCCAGUGGGCACGUGGAGCGGCUGCAGCAGGCCGGGACAGAGCUGCUGAGCAGCGGGUGCCAUGCCCAGGAGGACGUGCAGGCUGUGCUCCAGGGCCUGAGCAGCAAGUGGGAAGAGCUGAACCGCAAGAUGGCAGAGUGUGGGGAUGCGCUCCGGCAGGCGAGGCAGCAGGAGCAGCUCCUGGGACUGCUGCAGGAAGCCAAGGGGAAGACGGAGCAGCUCGAGGGGGUCCUGCAGAGUGCAGAAAUGGAGUGGGAUCUGUGCUCCAGCCGGGAGCUGUUGAGACAACAGCGCCAGCUGGAGGGAGAGAGCCAGGCUCUGGCCGGCAAGGUGGCAGCCCUCAAGUCCCGGGCCCACCAGGGGGUCAGUUCCCAGGCCAUCAUGGAGGAGAUCCAAAAAUACUUGCAAAGAUAUGAGUCCCUGCAAGUACAUCUGGAGGCCAGGUGCCAGCAACUGCAGACCUCGGUUGAGCUCUGCCAGUUCUGCCACCUGAGCAACAUGGAGCUCACCUGGGUGGCUGAGCACAUGGCCAGUGUUAGCUCCAGCAGUGCUGCCAAGUGCCUGGAUGGUGCCCAGCGCCUGUGCCGGAAGCACCAGGAACUCUGGGCAGAGGUGAAAGCCCACCAGGGACAGGUGCAGCAGGUGCUGGAGUCUGGACGGAGCCUGGCAGCCUCAGGGCACCCCCGAGCCCAGGAUGUCAUGGAGCGGUGCCUGGAGCUGGAGGGCCACUGGGCAGAGCUGGAGCAGGCGUGUGGGACGCGGGCCCGGGGCCUGCAGCAGGCUGCCACUCUCCAGCAGUGUUUUCUGGAUGUGGCGGAACUGGAGGACUGGGCGGAGGAGACGCGGCCCCUGGCGAGCAGUCGGGACUACGGAGGAGAUGGGGCAGCCACCUGCAGGCUCCUCGAGGAGCACCAGAGUCUGCAGCAGGAGCUAGAUCUUCGCUGGGCCUCCAUGGAGAUGCUUGGCCAAAGGGCCCAAACCCUCCCUUGCCCCGAGGCCCCUGAGCGCCUGGGUGCUGUGCAGGAGAGGCUCCGGGAGCAGCUGCGGGCCCUGCGGCGGUUGGCAGACACACGGGGCCGGGAGCUGGAAGGGACCCUGAAGGUGCAUGAGUUCACGAAGGAAGCCGCGGAGCUGUGGAGCUGGCUGGCUCGCCAGAAGCAGGCGGCCAGGGCAGGGGAGCACCUCGGAGAGGACCAUGAGCACGUCCUGCACCUCUACACCAAGUUUACAAGGUUUCAGCACCAAGUGGAAAUGGGCGGCCAGCAGGUGGCAGCCUGUCAGCAGCUGGUGGAGGACCUGCAGGAGCGUGGACACAGCGCUGCCCCCAUGGCCCGUCAGAGGCAGCAGGGUCUGCAGACUGCCUGGGCGGAGCUGUGGGAGCUGACCAAGGCCCGAGGCCGCCUGCUCCAAGACACCGAGGCCACCCUCAGAGUUCACAGGGAUCUGUCGGGAGCCCUCGUCCAGGUCCAGGAGAAAGCCACAGGUCUCCCCAGCGACGUGGCCCAGGACCUGCAUGGGCUGGCAGCCCAGCUGAGGAGGCACGAGUGGCUGCAACGUGAGCUCACGGGCAUUGAGCAGCAGCUACAGGGGCUGCUGGACACUGGAGGCGCCGUGCAGAAGCUGGGCUCAGGGCCUCAGACCCACAUGGUGCAGCAGAAGCAGCAGGCUCUGGCGCAAGCCUGGGAGGCCCUGAAGCUACGCACGGAGCAACGCAAGGCCCAGCUGGAACAGGCAUGGCUCCUUGCCCGCUUCCACGCAGAGGCGCAGGACUAUGUCUCCCAGAUCACUGGCAUCUGGCAGGAGCUGCAGGUGGACGAGAGCCCGCAGGAGCCCCGCGGCAGUCUGCUAAGCCUCAGCGCCCACAAACAGCUUCGAGCCGAGUUGGAGGCUCGGGAGGAGCUCUACCAGUGGGCGGCCCAGACAGGCCAGCAGGCUCUUCUGGCUUCGGGGACAUCCAUCAUGGAGGUCCAGGAAGGACUGCGAGCCCUGCAGGGUGAACGGGAGCGGGUGUUCCAGGCCUGGGAACGCAAGCACGAGAGGCUGCAGGCUGUGCACCGGGAGCAGCUCUUCCUCAGAAAGUGUGGCCACCUGGAAGAAAUCCUUAUGACCCAGGAGGUCUCCCUGGGAAACAGUGCCCUGGGGAGCUCGGUGGAAGAGGUGGAGCAGUUGACCCGCAAGCACCAGGUCUUCCGGAAGGUGCUGGCUGCCCAGGAAGAGAAGGAGGCAGCUCUGUGUGAGCAGGUGAAGACACUCCAGGGCCCCAGGGCGCAGGACCUGCUUCACAGGGUGCAGGAGCGCCGGGCUCGAGUGAAGGAGCUGGCAGAGAACCGGACGCACGCCCUGCGCACCUCCUUGCUGACGGCUGUCUUCAUCGGGGACGUGACCCAGGCUGAGGACUGGAUCCAGGAGCGGAUCCAGCAGCUGACACAGUCAAUCCCUCCUGCGGACCUGAAAGAUAUACUAAGACACCUGCAGAAACACCAAAACUUCAAGGCCGAGGUCCAGGCCCGUGAGGAAAUCAUAACCUCUGUCACCAAGAAGGGUGAAGCUCUCCUGGCACAGAGACACCCUGGGCGGGGAGACAUCUCCCAGAGGCUGCAGAUGCUCCAGGAGCACUGGGGAAAACUGAGGCAGAUGGUGGCCAUGCAGGGCCAGGAUCUGGAGGACAAACAGAACUUCCUGGAGUUUCUACAGAGAGUGGACUUUGCAGAGGCCUGGAUCCAGGAGAUGGAGGUGACAGUGAAUGUCGGGGACCUGGGCCAGGACCUUGAGCACUGCCUGCAGCUCCGUAGACAGCUCCGCAAGUUGCAAGGAACUGGGGCCUGGGGCCCCACUGCUGGGGACAGACACAUGAAGAGCAUCAAUGACGUAGCGCUGCAGCUCAGGGCCCCGGACCCACAGACCGUCUGCCAGCUACGACACCAACUCAACAGCAGGUGGAACAGUUUCCAUGGCAACUUACUCCAGUACCAGAGGCAGCUUGAAGGGGCCCUGGAGAUGCACACGUUGUCCCGAGACCUGGAUGACGUCAUCAGGCGGAUCAGGGAGAAGGCCACUCUGAUCCAGGGCCUGGACUGUGGGGAAAAUCUGCAGAGUGAGCAGAGGCUGCUGUGGAAGCAGGAGGAGUUGCAGCAGGAGAUGGGCCUCAUCCAAGCGCAGCUGGAGCCCUUGGAACACAAGGUGGUCCAGCUCUGCCAGAGAAGCCCCGGGGCAGCCCACAGCCUCAGCCGCAAGCAGCAGGAGAUGAUGGACAGAUGGCGGCAGCUCCAGAGUGGGGCUCAGAAGCGGAGAGAGGCCCUGGAUGCCUUGCACCAAGCACAGAAAUUCCAGGCAAUGCUGCAGGAACUGCUGGUCUGGGCCCAGGGCCUGCAGGCUGAGAUGUGCCCCCAAAGUGCCCCCGGAAGUCCCGCCGAGGCCCGGCGCAUGUUGGAGGAGCACCAGGAGCGAAAGGCUGAGCUGAACGCCCAGGCAGACCGUAUCGGGCUAGUCAGAAGCACUGGACAGCGGUUACUCGCAGCUGGGCAGUCAGGCCUCCCUGACAUCCGCCAAGCCCUGGCUACUUUAGACCAGGAGCUGAACUGCCUGGAAGAGACCUGGCAGGAGCAGCACCUGCAGCUGCAGCAGGCCCUGGAGCUCCAGCUGUUCCUAAACUCUGCGGAGCAGAUGGAAAGCUGGCUCUGCAGCAAGGAAGCCUGCCUGGCCAGCGAGGGCCUGGGGGACCCCGUGGCCGAUGCGGAGACCCUCCUGUGGAAGCACAAGCUCCUGGAGCGGGGCCUGGAGGCACAGGCAGGAAAGAUCAGCGCCCUGGAGGCUGCAGCUCACGCUCUGUGCCGAGAUGGACACCCCAAGGCCCAGAGUGCCCUAGACCGGUGCCAGGCCGUGCUCCUCAGGAAAGAGGCGCUCCUGGAGCGAGCAGGCACCCGCCGCCGCCAGCUGGAGAAGCUUCGGCAGCUGCAGACUUUCUUGCAGGAUUCCUCUGAGGUUACCACAUGGCUCCGGGAGAAGAACCUGGUGGCCCUGGAGGAAAUCUGGCGGGACCCGGCCGUGCUGCAGGCGCAGAUGAGGGACCAGCAGAAUCUCCUGGCCGAGCUGGACACGAGUGCGCACCACAAACAAAGGCUGCAGAUGGAGGGGCAAAGGCUGCUGGAGGGAGGUCACCCCACCUCAGAGAUCAUCCAAGAGCGGCUGCAGGAGCUGACAGAGCUCUGGGACCAGCUGCAAGCCAACUGCCAGAGGAGGGCAGCCAAGCUACAGGAGGCCUGUGAGGUCCUGCGUGUGCAGCGGAGUGUGAAAGAACUGGAGAGCUGGCUGGGGCCCGUGGAGGCCGAGCUAACAGCCCCUGUGGGGAGCCAGGACCAGGCUGGGCUGGAAGAGCUCCUCCGGGCACAGGGAGAGCUGGAGGCAGCGGUGGACAGGCAGACCAGGCAGGCACAGGCACUGCUGGGCCAGGCCCAGGACUUUAUGCGGAAAGGCCACUGUCUCGCCCAGGACGUGGAAGAGCAAACCCAGCAGUUGCUUCAAAGGUUUAAGAGAUUGGGGGAACCUCUGCAGGAGCACAGAGCUACCCUGGAGGCUCAGAGUUGCGUCCUGCAGUUCUUCAGGGACUCGGAUGAGGAGCUGGCCUGGGUGCAGGAGAAGCUGGCGCGGGUGGCCUCUGAGGACUGCGGCCAGAGCCUGGGCACUGUGCAGCUCCUGCAGGAGAAGCACCAGAACCUGGAGACUGAGAUCAGCAGCCACGAAGCUCUGACCCAGGCAGUGCUGAGCGCAGGGCGCAAGCUGGUGCAGGCUCGGCACUUUGCUGCCCACGAGGUGGCUGCCCGGGUGCAGCAGCUGGAGAAGGCCCUGGGCUGCCUGCAGGCCAAGGUCUUGCAAAAGCGGCUACUGCUACAACAGGCUCAGGAGGCCCAGUGGUUCCUAACAGAGCUCCUGGAGGCAGAAUCCUGGCUGGCAGAACGGGGCUGUAUCCUGGACGUCCAGGACGUGGGCCAGAGUGCCGAGGCCACGCAGGCCGUCCUGCGGCAGCUGGAGGCCACCAGGACAGAGCUGGAGGGGUUCGGCACGCGCGUGGAGAGGCUGCAGGAGACCGCGGCCCUCCUUGAGCGCCUGCAGAACCCAGAUAGCCCCCAGGUGCUGGCUGGGAUGCGGGCAGUGAGGGAGGCCCACUCGGCGCUGCUGCAGAGGGUGCAGGGCCGGGGGCAAGACCUGAGGGAGCAGCUGCAGCUACACCAACUGGAGCGGGAGGCCCUGCGCCUUGAAGCCUGGCUGGCCAGCAAGGUGGCCACCGCCGCGGCCCAGGAUUACGGGCAGGACCUGGAGAGCGUCGCGGUGCUGGAAGAGAAGUUUGAUGCUUUCAGAAUGGAAGUCCAGAGCGCGGGGCAGGCCAGGGUACAGGCCCUGAGGGAGCUGGCAGGCUCCCUAGAGCAGGUCGCACCCAGGUGCUCUCCCCAGAUUCGAGUCCAGAUGGACCGCGUCCAGGCCACGUGGGAGAAGCUGCACAGGGCCGUGGAAGGCCGCGCGCAGAAACUGGCUGCAGCCCGUGAGGUCCACGGCUUUGAGCAGGCAGCGGCCGACCUCCGAGGCCGGAUGCAGGAGAAGGCCGGCUUGGUGGUGGCGAGAAACGCGCGUGUCCACAGCCUGCCAUCGGUGCAGGCCCUGCAGCAGCAGCACAGGGGCCUGGAGAGGGAACUGGCCGCUAUGGAGAAGGAAGCGGCACGGGUGAGGACAGAGGCCUGCCGACUGGGCCAGCUACAACCUACGGUUCAGGAGGGCCUGGCUGAGCUGCUGACCACGGUUCAGGAGGCCUGGGCCACCCUGCAUGCGAAGGCCCAGCAGCGGGGCAGGGAGCUGGAGCAGGCUGUCCAGGGCCACACCUUCCUCGGACGCUGUCAGGAGCUGCUAGCGUGGGCUCAGGAGACCCAGGUGCGGGUGUCCUCAGAGGAGCUGGCCAGGGAUGUGGCAGGGGCUGAGCAGCUCCUGGGGACGCACGAGUUGCUGGGGCAAGAAAUCCAGGAGCUGUGCCUGCAAGCCCAGGAGGUCCAGCAGGAAGGGCAGCAGCUGCUGGACAAGGGUCACUUCAUGUCUCUGGAGGUAACAACAUGUCUGCAGGAGCAGGAGGGGCAGUUGCAGGCGCUCAAGGAGUCCUGGGCCCUGGGCCAGAAGCGCUGCAAGGAGAGCUGGGAGCUGCAGAAGUUGCAGCAGGAGUUGGACCAGGCCGAGGCCUGGCUGGCCUCCCAGGAAGGCCUCCUUCUGGACCCCAGCUGUGGGCACUCGCUGCCGGGCGUGGAGUUGCAGCUCUGCAGACACCUGCACUUGGAAAGGCGGCUGGCGGCCCGGGCGGAGACGCUGGCGCAGCUGCAGCGGGAGGCGGAGGCGGGGAUGGGCCGGCAGCCGCAGGUGAAGGGGCUGCAGCCCGGGAGAGACACGGGGCAGAGGUGCCUGGGAGCUUGGCGGCCCGAAGCACCGUCAGCCGGGACGAGGGGCCUGCGAGCCGCCUCCCCAGUCGGGCUGCUUGUGCCCGUCACCUGCGUUGUGCCCCCGGAGCAGGCGGCUGGUGGGCAGGAACCCAGUGGUGGUGGUGGCGCGCCCAGGAGGUAG
This is a messenger RNA of Talpa occidentalis (Iberian mole), 10581 nucleotides long. RefSeq names its product spectrin beta, non-erythrocytic 5 (gene SPTBN5). The transcript has 62 exons. Gene Ontology annotation, cellular component: cell projection; plasma membrane; cell junction. Lineage: Eukaryota; Metazoa; Chordata; Mammalia; Eulipotyphla; Talpidae. The record is from RefSeq and is a predicted model, not a curated record. Gene Ontology annotation, molecular function: actin filament binding. Gene Ontology annotation, biological process: actin cytoskeleton organization. The coding region runs from base 1 to 10581 and encodes 3526 amino acids.